Pundamilia nyererei is the source of this 1180-nucleotide messenger RNA. It is a transcript of the gene abhd6b, whose product is annotated as abhydrolase domain containing 6, acylglycerol lipase b. The record is from RefSeq and is a predicted model, not a curated record. Gene Ontology annotation, biological process: acylglycerol catabolic process. NCBI's taxonomy places the organism in Eukaryota, Metazoa, Chordata, Actinopteri, Cichliformes, Cichlidae. Gene Ontology annotation, molecular function: monoacylglycerol lipase activity. Gene Ontology annotation, cellular component: AMPA glutamate receptor complex; membrane. The transcript is spliced from 9 exons. Bases 69 to 1091 code for a protein of 340 amino acids.
CAAAAUCACUUUUGAUGCUCCCACCUGAGAUAGAAGAAAGGAGGGGGAAAUCAUCUCAAAGUUGAGCCAUGGCAGCUGAUCUGGAUGUGGUGAACCUGUGUAUUAUUGCUGGAGGAACACUGGCUAUUCCCAUCCUGGCCUUUCUGGCUUCCUUUCUUCUCUGGCCCUCUGCAUUAAUUAAAGUGUAUUACUGGUACUGGAGGAGGACUCUGGGCCUGCAGGUGGGCUAUGCGGAUUGUGGUGGUUAUCGCUUUUGUUACUCCUACAGAGGAAAGCCUGGAAUGAGACCUUCGAUCUUAAUGCUGCAUGGCUUCUCUGCUCACAAAGACACAUGGCUCACUGUUGUCAAGUAUCUGCCAAAACAUCUGCACAUUAUGUGUGUGGACAUGCCUGGCCAUGAGGGGACAACACGCACCAACAUAGAUGAUUAUUCCAUUCAGGGGCAGGUCAAAAGAAUCCAUCAGUUUGUGGAAACCAUCCGCUUAAACAGGAAACAGUUCCAUCUGGUUGGAACCGGCAUGGGGGGAAAUGUAGCCGGGGUUUACGCAGCCUGCUAUCCCUCAGAAAUCUGUAGCAUGACUCUCAUCUGUCCAGAUGGAAUAAGACAUCCAUGUGAGACCAAGUUUGACAAUCAUGUGCAGGACCUGGAACACAGCAAUUACACCCUGAACAUCCCGCUGAUCCCCACUACACCCGAGGAGAUGGAGGAUAUGUUCAAACUGUGCUCCCAUGUUCGCUUUAAAAUUCCUCAGCAGAUCCUUCAAGGCCUGGUAGAUGUCCGAGAGCCUCACAACACAUUUUACCAAGAAGUUUUUAUGGAGAUUGUAGGUGAGAAAUCAAGAUACGCCUUACAGGACCACUUGCAUCUAAUAACCACACCUUUACAAGUGAUAUGGGGCAAACAAGACCAGGUGGUGGAUGUCUCUGGAGCGGCAGUGAUUGCAGAGACCUUGUCUGAAUGCAGAGUGGAUCUGCUGGAGAACUGCGGACACUCUGUGGUGAUGGAGAGGCCUUCUCGGACAGCCAGACUCAUUCUGGAGUUCAUCAUCUUGCAGCAAAAUGCCAGAAGUGGCACAAAGAAAGCCACCUGACCUAAAGACUUUUCAUCGUUUCAUGUUAUUCUAAUGCUCCAAGUGCUCCUGCUUUUGUAUAGAAGAUGCAGACACCUCACAAAAAUGUA